GACUCACAGUUUGCACGUUUCGUUUGUUUGGGUUUGCUUAUACGUACGCAAUUAAAAGAAAAUGAGCGCGGAUAAUGAAAAAGAAAACCUGAAACGUAGCGCAACUGAAGAUACAGCAGAAGCAGAAAAAUCGGUAGAAUCAGAGGAAACAGCUAAGCAGGAAACAGAAGCAGAAGGCGAAGAUGAUGCGUGGAUUGGACCGAUGCCAUCCGAACAAAGCACUGCGGUGCCGGCCAAAAAAAAGAAAGUAUUGCCCUAUGAACAUAUUUAUUUGGAGAAUUUGCCGAAUGCAGAGAGCUAUGAGCGAAGUUACAUGCACCGAGACGUGAUCACACAUUUGGUGAGCACGAAAACUGAAUUCGUGAUUACCGCCAGCUUGGAUGGACACAUAAAGUUUUGGAAAAAAAUGGACUUGGGCAUUGAUUUUGUGAAACAUUUUCGAAGUCAUUUGGUGCCAAUUAAAUCGCUAACUGCCAACAGCAGCGGCACUUUACUUUGUUCUGCAGCCACCGAUCAAACAGCAAAAGUUUUCGAUGUAGUUAACUUUGAUAUGAUCAAUAUAAUUCGAUUGGGCUAUACGCCGCUGUGCAGCGAGUGGAUUAACUCGCCGGGUGAUGCGGUGCAAGGACUGGCCAUCUCCGAUUCGGAGAGCAACAGCAUCCAUAUUUAUGAUGGUCAGAGUGGAGGUGAAGUCUUGUACACCUUGGACAAAUUGCACUUAGCUCCAGUAGUUGCCAUGUGCUUUAAUUUGGCAAUGGAAACGGUAAUCUCUGUGGAUCGUAAUGGCAUAUUGGAGUAUUGGCAGAAUUCUCGGCAUGAUUACAAAUUUCCUCAGCGUUUGGUUACCUUUGACUCAAAGCUGGAUACAAGUCUCUUUGAAUUUGCCAAGAAUAAGACCCAAGUAACCGGCUUGGCCGCUACGCCGGAUGGUAAACGUUUUGCUGCUAUUUCUACGGAUCGCAAAGUGCGUGUCUUUCAAUUUAAUACGGGAAAACUCUUACGAGUCUUCGAUGAGGCCUUAACCACAUACACACAAAUGCAACAGACGCCACAUGCAUUGCCCAAUAUGGAAUUUGGCCGAAGAAUGGCUGCUGAACGUGACUUGGAGAAGACGGCACAAAAUACCACUAUGAAUAUACUCUUUGACAGCACCGGACAUUUUUUGCUUUAUCCCACAAUGUUGGGCAUUAAAGUCAUAAAUGUUGCCACUAAUCGUUGCGUCACAAUUUUGGGUAAAACGGACAAUAUACGGCCGUUGCAAGUGGCACUCUUUCAAGGUCGAAUAAAGCGACAAAAGGCGGCCAUAACCCUCGAGCAGGAGGCUAGCGAAAAUCCAGCGUUACAAAAUUUACUUAAUGAUCCAACGGCCUUUUGUACAGCAUACAAAAAGAAUCGCUUCUAUUUGUAUAGCAGACGUUUACCUUCUGAUUUACAAGAUGUUGAUCGUGACAUAUUCAACGAGAAGCCUUCCAAGGAGGACAUCAUUGCCGUGCCUGAAGCUCAAGACGAAGUUAUACAACGUAUCUAUGAGAAUGUAGUUUUGCAUACCACUAAAGGCGAUAUACAUAUGAAAUUGUUCUACAAGGAGGUGCCAAAAACGGUGGAAAAUUUUUGCGUACAUGCGAAAAAUGGCUACUACAAUGGACAUAUAUUUCAUCGAGUGAUCAAAGGUUUCAUGGUUCAGACUGGAGAUCCUACGGGUACGGGCACGGGUGGAAAAUCCAUUUGGGGACACGAUUUCAAGGAUGAAUUCGUACCGAGCUUAAAGCACGAUCGUCCCUACACUGUUAGUAUGGCAAAUGCGGGCCCCAAUACGAAUGGCAGUCAAUUCUUCAUAACCGUCCUACCUACACCUUGGCUGGACAAUAAGCAUACCGUUUUUGGUCGUGUGUAUCGUGGCAUGGAAGUAGUGCUCAAUAUAUGCAAUGCUAAGGCAAAUCCCAAAACUGACAAACCAUACGAUGACAUUAAAAUAAUUUCAAUACAUUUAAGUAAUUAAGCACAAAGAAAUAAUAAU
Messenger RNA from Drosophila arizonae, 2017 nucleotides. RefSeq names its product peptidylprolyl isomerase domain and WD repeat-containing protein 1. Gene Ontology annotation, molecular function: protein binding; peptidyl-prolyl cis-trans isomerase activity. Gene Ontology annotation, biological process: protein peptidyl-prolyl isomerization. Lineage: Eukaryota; Metazoa; Arthropoda; Insecta; Diptera; Drosophilidae. The record is from RefSeq and is a predicted model, not a curated record.